Molecule: messenger RNA, 2346 nt
Organism: Rhipicephalus sanguineus (brown dog tick)
Lineage: Eukaryota; Metazoa; Arthropoda; Arachnida; Ixodida; Ixodidae
Exons: 3
Coding region: 83-973 (296 amino acids)
Molecular function (GO): sequence-specific DNA binding
Source: RefSeq, a predicted model, not a curated record
CGGCAGAGAAGAGUGUUCUUGUUUCCUUCGGGCUGACCAACUCUCCAUUUGUUCUCUGCUGUCCAAUGCAGCUGUCACCGUGAUGAAGUGCUGCGUUCCUUCUUGCACCAACCGCUCCGACAAAGCCACAGACAAGGCACUGUCAUUCCACAGGUUUCCGAGGAGCACAGCUCUCAAGAAGCAGUGGGCGGAGGCCAUCGGUCGUACAGACUGGUUGCCAGUGUCAACAACUGUGAUCUGCUCCGACCACUUCCGACGCGAUGACUACACUGAUUCCGGAAACCUAGUGGCUGGCGCCGUUCCGUGCAUCUUUACGGCCGACAUUGCCACUGAGAAGGCAUCCGGUGAUGCGGCGCCACUAGGAGUGGAGUCUGUCCUCUACAGCAACAAAGGCAAGGCAGUGGUGUCUUUGCUUCAGAGGAAGACACCCACCAAAGGCCAGGGCUCCGCCGAAACAGGCACCACAUCCAACAACAGCAGAGGCACCACAACAAAGCGAGCUCUGGCCAAGGGACCUUCACCUUCACAGGUUGAGAAGAAGAAGAAGAAGAAGCUCACAGUCAUGGACAUCAUGGAAGUGGACAGUUCCAGCUACUGGCUGAAGACAUUGAGCAACAGGUCGGUGAACUUUGUCCACAUUGUGCACCGACCCAUGCCGUGCAUCAGCCGGUCGGUGACAGUCUCCCCCGACAUGUUGGUGAUGGUGGCCAUUGAGAACGCACGCCUGAGCCUGCUGCCGUGCGGUACGCCGGUCCCCAGCACCAUCGACAGCAUUGAGACGUUGCAGGACCUCCUGGACAGGGUAGAGAUGCUGGACGACGCCGAGCGAAUCGACAACUGGCAGCUGCGCCGGCAGAGCACGUUGAGACUCGUCGCCUUGUUGCUACAGGAAGUGUGCCACAAUGUGGGCAAUGCGGACAGUCAGUACGGUGUGCUCACCUCUGUCAGAGACCAAGUCAGAGAUCUGUUGUGAGAGGGUCUGGCAACUGUGGGGUACCCCCUGGGUAAAUUUGUAAAUUACUCUUGUUUCACCUUCACUUACCAUCUCAUAUACACGUCUGGGAAACUUAUAAUGUUCGCUGCAGUCUAACGUCAUGCUCCAGAGUUAUUGUCUGGACUGUGACAAUGUUUAGUUGCUCGAUGCCACCACAACUGCUCAAGAGGAAAGCAGUGAUCUUGUAAAUUGUCAUCAGAAUGUGCUCGUCAAAGUUCACUUGUGCGAUCACCUAAUUUUUAAACAUCGUGCUUUCUUAGCUGUGUGUGUUUGGUCUUCAAUCACUCGUUUUUCUGACUGCCGUAAAAUUCCAAGCAAGCGCACCCCCCCCCCCCCCUCCCCCGGGAGGUGGUGAAGGGGAGGGGCACUUGCUCGGAAGUGCUGCAAAAUUCAAGAUGGCGGCCGGUCGCUUUUUUUUUUUUCUAAAAAAAAUGGUAAAGGCUUCUCACAGUGAUGUACAGAGUGAACAAAAGCUUUAUUGGAAAAUAUUCGAUGAUUGCUUUAUUCACUCUCAAAUCCAUCAAAGGACCCGUCGGAGUCGGUGUCAAACAACAGGCUGUAGCAUUCAGCCUGCAGUUCCUCGGGAUGUUCUGGACGAAUGUCGCCAACGUCGGACAACCGGCCAUGUGGAAGGCCGUCCUCCAAUCCGUCCAGCGCGUUCGAUAUUCCACAGCCCUUCAAACUCUGAAUAAUGGUCUCCUCCGGUACAGCGUCCCAUGCUGCGGCCACAAGAUUCAGUACGUCCUGACGCGACGGUUUCCGCAGAUUUCCUUUUGGAGUACUUUCUGCUAUGCGCAUCAAUUCCUCCCAGCUCCUGCGAAGGCUGGCUUUGAAAGACCAGUUCCAGUACACGUCGACUGGCCGAAGUUUUGUUGCAGCAAGGCUACAUAUUUGUUGUCCCACUCGCAAAUCCUCCUGCGAUCGAUGUUGAAGUGCCGCGAGGUCGCGUGCGCAUUUCUUCCACCUUGGCGAUGCCACUGAACCGCCUCAAUUUUCUUGGCAACAGUGUAAGAACGCAUCGACGGCAUCGUGCAGCAAAGUUGACCACGAGGAACAACGAACAAAUACCGACUGGCUACGUUAACACGCGCCAAGCCUAACGGCUAUGGCUAGAUCCAGCAAUGGCUAGAAAUGGAGAACGGGCGCCAGUUGUGAUAGGGGGCGCUUGCUCGGAAGUGGGCGGCAAAUUCAAAUUCCCAAAACUAGGAGGGGCGGGCGCUUGCUCGGAAUUUUACGGUAUGUCAGAGAAGUGUUGUAAGGUUCCUUUUCAGAUAUGGAAUUGUGUACAAUAUAUGACACCUGUUUCAGGCUAUAUUUCCUCAAUCACAUCAAACGGCCUUACUUGGUGUUGU